GUUGAAAGGAACCGGCAGUUGUGUGGCGUGUUCUGAGUGUGCUAAACUCUCACUCCGAGACUCGGUGAUAUGUGACGUUUAAACUUUAAUUUGUAUUUUGUCCAUUAAUAACGAAAACCUCAUAAAAAAAGUGUGAAAAGGAAAUCUCAAAUAAAAAAACCAGUUGCUAGUAUCAACACAUUUAGACUUAUAAGAGCUUACAUCAGGUUUCAACUGCAAGUCAAGACUUAACUCUGACUGAGUCUCGUAAGAACUAAGAAUAGGCCUAAGAGCUAAGUAACGUAACGUUACCAAGACUUUGAAGAAUUACGUUAUGAUUUAACGUAAAUAAAGAAUUCUGAAUGCAUAGGUUAAAUUAUAGUAGACCACAGUAAUUAUCGUUAAGAUCGUAAUAAAUCUGAACUGGACAAAAGUAACGUUAAGGUUUAAGCCUAAUUCGUAACGCCAAACUUACUGUAAUUUUUGUUUCUAACAAAAAUAAAAGUACCACAAUUUAUAAACCUGGAACAAGGUGUGGGAUUAAUAAAAGUCAAAAUAAAUGUGUCAAAGCACGGUAAUGUGAUGUUUAGUGUAAUUCAUAGAACUUCAAUAAACAUAAAUUUUUUAGUCAUUUUACUAUCUUAAUAGUAAUAGUAUAUCAAAAUAAGUUAUAAUAAAAAUUAUUUCUCUACUGAGCUAUAACUAUUGAUUACAUCUUACUUAGGUUAUGCCUAUGUGUCAGACUUCUUAAGAUGAACCUUGCAUGUGUGCUAAUUUUGGAUAAAGUGCACCAGUUAAAUACCAGUAUUUAAAGACAGCAAAUGAUAUCAUUAGUACACCUGGUGGUUUGAAGCACUGCAAAUUAAUUAUGGGUGUUCAGAUUUUGCAACGUUUUAUUGAGCAGCACUGUCCUGGUGCAAGUGUUCCUGUUGACCUUCUAAAAAUUGCUCGUAGUAUAGCUGUUCGACGCAUUGGAGGUGGAAGAUGCAAUCCAUUGUUACCUUAUUAUGACCAUUUAUGUCUGGUAGUAGAUGGAGAAUGUUGUUUAGAUAGACUUUAUGGUGGAUACUUUUCUGACUGGGUAUGUGGUGGACAGUGGAAUCGAAUGGUCCAGUUCCUGUCAGUGUUAAUAGACACAAUUCAUAACAACAACAUAGAGGUGGUGAUGUUUUUUAAUGGUGGGCUUGAACCACAAAGAAUGGAUGAAUGGGUUAAACAGCAACAAGCUGAUCGAAAAAAAAUAAAUCAAGUAAUUAAACAUGUAGCAACAAGAGCAACUCCACCCCCAAAAGUUUGGUGGAUCCCACCAGUUUGUUUACGUACUUGUCUUAGAAUGGCUUUACGAACUCUCAAUGUGCCAGUAGUCUGUAGUAUGGAUGACCAUCACCAAGAAGUGAUUGCAUUCUGCCGAGAGAAUAACUUCCACGGGUUAUUGGCAGAAGAUGCCGAAUAUAUCAUUUUUGAUCCACCACGGUAUUUUUCAUCAGAACAACUCAAGCUUACCUACAAGGGCUCACUUGAAACAAAAGAAUUCAUUCUAAAUGAGGUUGCCCAAAAUCUAAAUCUUCAAGAGAAUCGGUUCUGCAUCUUUGCAGCUUUGUUGGGUAAUUACUUGUUGACAGAAGAAGAUCUGACACCUUUUCAUCAUUACUUGUGUCCAGAUCAGCCAAAAGGAAAGCCAAUCCCAUCAGAAGUUCUCAUCCAGGCCUUGGCUGAAUAUGUACGCUCACUUAACAAUGUUGAAAACUUGGAUACCAUAGGUACCCAGAUUUUUGGGCAAGCUGGACAGGAAGAAAUCCAAAAAUUUAAACACAGCACUCAGUAUUAUCUAAAUGGAACUAAGGAUGGCUUUCUACAAUAUCAACCAACUUUGCAAGACCACAGGACUAUCAGAGGAAAGGAACCCACUCCUCCCACAAGUGGUAAGGCAGAACCAGGUUGUUAUCCUGCUAAAGGAGGAAUUCCUGAGUUUAGGGAUGAGACAUCACAAAAGUUUCCAAAUUAUGAUCCAUCAGGAGAACAAAAGAACAGUACCUUGACCUCAACACUAUCAGCAAACAGCAAUGACUUUUUUCCCAAAACAAAUGCUUUGGGUUCAGAAAAAACAGGGGGGGAGUUCUCAAAUCUUUCAACAUAUCAAGGUGGAGGAGGAGGAUACACUAGCCCAGGUAAUGCUUCUGCUGGUUUCAAUGGAACAGCAGUGGUCAGUUCUAGUAAUACCUCCUCAGGAAGUAAUAUUUCUAGCCCUAAUAGAACGAGUCCAGAAAGUUCAUGGUCUGGAUCGAUUAACCAACAAAAGGGUGAAAUUAAACUACCUGUUACGAUUGAAGAAGACAUUCCCAGAGACGUACCUCUUGGAGCAGUAUUGUUUAGGCCUCUGAGACAGAUGGUCUAUGCUAUCUUGUUUAAUUUGCACCAUCAACAUUUCUUAGCCAAACAAAAGAAAGAAAAGGAAGGAGUGGAAGAAAAAGUACCGGAUGUGAUAAUUAAGGAGUGGACCUGGAACAAACAUAAGCAGUACAGUAGUCCAGAUUUGGUUCCUGCUGUACCUCUGGGUUGGGCUGUUCCCACUGUACAGCGGUUGUGGUGUGGUACCGCACCUGAUGAGAAGAAACGUCGACUAAGAGCUUUCCUAACGUGCAUGCACAGUGACACGCCGUUGAUGUUAAACACAGCAUAUGUUCAGCAGCACCUUCUUGUUUUGUGUUGUGUAUUAAGAUACAUGAUGACGGAUGAACGACCCAUUUUCCGAAAGUACGAACUAGAUGCCUUCCUUGCUCAAGCUGUGUCUCCACAUCUUACAAAUGCAGAAUUUACUCAGAACAUGCAGAUACCAGUUAUCACCAACAGAGGUGUUGAGCUAGCCACUUUAUUUAUGCAAGGAGUUGAGUGUGCAUUGUUUGUUAACGAUAGCUGUGGUGCUCCACUUCCAUGGUUGAUGUGCUGCCCCUGGUUGUUUUUUGAUGGCAAACUCUUUCAUCAGAAGUUGCUCAAAGCUGCAGGUGCUAAGAAUCUCGUUGACAUAUGUGAUGGACAGAUUGACCAAGUUUCCGCAGUAGAACGGAUGCGUGCAGCCAUCCUCGAAGGACUGCAACCACAAUUUGCAUAUCCACCAUUUCCUCCUGUAAAUCCUUCAUUUGGUGGAUACUAUGAAUCACCACUUUUACCCACUCCAGUUUCAAAUCGUGGUCGUGGGCGAGGCUUUCGUUAUGGACCUGGAGGUCGAGUUAUAGACCGUGGUGGACAACUGGAAAUAGCAGGUGUUGUAGUGGGCAGCUGGGGAGCUAAUUAUGGCCAGGUACCCCCUCGUGGAGCCAUGAGUAAUUAUCCUUAUUAUGGAAACUCUAAUAUGGGUGGAUUUGGUCGGGGAGUUGCUCCUCGUCGAACCAUCUCUACAAAACUUCGCAAAUCUAACACUGGAGCUAUUCAGCAUUAA
Limulus polyphemus (Atlantic horseshoe crab) is the source of this 3415-nucleotide messenger RNA. RefSeq names its product constitutive coactivator of PPAR-gamma-like protein 1 homolog. The coding region runs from base 848 to 3415 and encodes 855 amino acids. The transcript is spliced from 16 exons. The record is from RefSeq and is a predicted model, not a curated record. NCBI's taxonomy places the organism in Eukaryota, Metazoa, Arthropoda, Merostomata, Xiphosura, Limulidae. Gene Ontology annotation, cellular component: nucleus.